This is a messenger RNA of Haplochromis burtoni (Burton's mouthbrooder), 13609 nucleotides long. It is a transcript of the gene hspb11, whose product is annotated as heat shock protein family B (small) member 11. The coding region runs from base 137 to 541 and encodes 134 amino acids. The record is from RefSeq and is a predicted model, not a curated record. The transcript has 5 exons. Gene Ontology annotation, cellular component: centrosome; intraciliary transport particle B; cilium. NCBI's taxonomy places the organism in Eukaryota, Metazoa, Chordata, Actinopteri, Cichliformes, Cichlidae. Gene Ontology annotation, biological process: intraciliary transport.
UAUCUUGCGACGCAGUGGUUGGCUUGGCAACGGCAAUUGACGACUUUCCCCCCUUAAGAAUCUGUAAACAAAGCAUUUGUUGUGUUCUGUUAUAGAAAAACCAGAAAGCCUCGGAGACUAUAACCUUUUCUGUGCGAUGAUUGAGUCGUCUUUAACUUCUUUAGGUGCGAAAGUUGUCCUCGUUGCAUCCAGCGAUGAAAAUCACCCACCAGAAAACAUUAUCGACGGAAACACUAAAACGUUUUGGAUGUCCACUGGGAUGUUUCCUCAAGAGUUCAUCAUUCACUUCCCUGAACCUACAAACAUUGGCACUGUGACAGUGGACAGCUACAAUGUGAAGCACCUGAAAAUAGAAAAAAACACCUCACAAAAUGCUUCUCAAUUUGAGCCUGUUGCAGAGAAAGAGUUUGAAAGUACAGAGGGACAUCUUCAGUCAAAUGCUAUAACACUAAAUGGAUGCAGUGCCACCCACCUUCGUUUCAUCAUCACCGCGGGAUAUGAUCACUUUGUCUCAGUUCACAGAGUCAGUGUAAAAAAUUAACACACAUAAUUAAAAUUAUUGUGUGUAUAACAUUUACGAGGUGUGAUCAUAAAGUUAUGCGGCGAACCCAUAAAAAUCAAAAACCAUACUUUAUUUAAAUUUGGCCUGACUUGAAUUUAAUUUUGGUUACACAUUUGGUUUAGCCUAGAAUGUACUCAGUUGGGAACCUGGAUAGCUGGAGACCCAAGAGCUGAGUAGUUAUUCCUGUUAUACUUCUUUAACAAGUCUGUGUGGUCACAAGAAUAAAAAAAAACAAGGCAGACAUUAAAACAUCCAGACAGACCCUCUAACCAUCUGAUGACAAAAUUUACGUCACUCGGACCCUAGCGGACUCGUGGAUACAGAAUGUAUAAAGCAGAAUUUAUUUUUCAGCAGAGGUAGCGCGUUUGCAGUCUGGUGAUGGCGAGCUCUGUUGUCAAGUAUGUAGUACAGGCAGUCUGUAAGCCCCUCUUGCUUGUGUUGUUGUUGGUCAGUCAGCCAGCUGCGGAAAAGAGCAAAGUUCUAAAAACAGUGAAAAGUGUCCGCUGCACCGAUUGUCUGUAGUUUUUGAUCUUUGAAGUUUAUUUCAUGGUUUCUCCUGUUCCUGUUGAACUCCACCUUACCUAUUCUAGCCCACCUCUGGUUAUAGAACUUCACAUUGACUGCUUGAGUGCUGGCUCAGAUCCAGAAGUGCACAAAAAGAUGACCUUGAAGUCAUCGAUACUGAAAUUUGAAGUGAAAUCAGGCAUACUUUUUAUUUUCAUGGGAGUUGUGUAACGUUGUGAGCUCAUCACAUGUAUAAAAAUAAUACGCCCAUUUCUUUUUUUUCAUAAACAUAUACAGUCAGGUCCAUAAAUAUUUGGACAGAGAUGACUUUAUUCUGAUUGUGAUUGUGUACAUUACCACAAUGAAUUUUAAAUGAAAAUACUCAGAUGCAGUUGAAGUGCAGACUUUCAGCUUUAAUUCAUUGCUUAAAAAUGUGAGCAACUAAAGUGUUUUUUUUUUAAAAAAACAAAACAAACUCAAUCUCUUCGUUCCAGGGGCUCAAAAGUCGUUGGUCAAAUUAAAUAACUGAAAAUAAAAGGUUCAUUUCUAAUACUUUGCUGACAAUGACAGCUUGAAGUCUUAAACUCAUGGACAUCAGCAGAUGCUGGGUUUCCUCCUUUUUAAUACUGUGCCAGUCCUUUACUGCAGCAGCUUUCAGUUGCUGUUUGUUUGUGGGCCAUUAUCCACAUCUCCAUGUGGAUAAUGUGGAUACCCUCAAAUGAAGGUGGAGAGUCUCCACAUUAUGUCCGUGUCCAUUACAGAACUAUAACUGGAAUAUGUUUCUGUAAACGGGUAAAAAAACAACACUUGUAUCAGUGGCCAAAUAUAUAUGGACCUAACUGCAUGACUUUGUGGUAUUUCAUUUUUAAUUAAACAAUAAUAAAAACAAAACCAUACACACAUGCAUUAUUUGACAUAGCUGGGGAACUAUGAAUCUUCCUGGGAUACGUUUGAUAGAGAAAACAUUUGAAUGCAUUUUUAAGCCUGCCUUAUGAUUAGGACAUUUGUGUCAAUUCAUUUUCACAGUUUUUGCUUAUUUAAUGUUAUGGAUUCACUAAUGGGCCUUAUUUUAAAUCCUCCAUUCGACUGUUCCUGCCUAUUUCACAAGCUGAUAAUAGGCAAAGCCUUGGAAUAAAAGAGCCGGAUGGUGAUGAAUGGUAGAAUUACUUACAAAGGAAGUUUCUCUCUCUGUGUGAGAGAUAGAAUUAAUUAAGUAAUUUUGAGCAGCAGGGGCUUAAAUUGGAAUCCAUACAGCCCGCCCACCACCCAUCCCCAUCCUCACGAACAGAAUUUGACAUUGCCACAGACAUUUAUAACCAUGGGCAACCUUGCUGGGGGGUUGGGGGACCAGAUGGUUUCCCAGCCAACGAGUGAGUGUCUAAAGACUCCAGGCCUGUUCACACAAAAUAUUCAAGCCACCUCUUCUACUUACUGUAUAUAUCCUUUACACACACACAGUAACGCUUCCUCAUAAACACUCAUAAACCUAUCUACCUCAGCUGCCAUUUCAACAUGUCGGUAGCAAAGGCUUCAGCAGUAUGUGAGGACCCUUUGGGACUCCCUCCCCAAUUACUUUUCUGACUGCACGAGGCUUGGGGAUUUGCAGAGCCUGUGUUUGUUAUAGCUUGGUCUGCAUGCAGGGCCCUGAAUAAACCAAUAAAAAUAUGAAAUAGUUGCCUGAAUAACUGGCCUCCUGAUAGUUUAGAGCAACUAAUUGCUUAGGGGUAUAGUUCGGAUGGAGCACAUUUGAGUAUGUGAGUGUGUAAUGAGGCCAAGGCAGAAACUGAUACGGUGUUAUUGACUCUUCUAUUAUUUACCAGUAUGGAAUAUUUAUUAUAUUUUUGAAAGUCAGGUUUGGACCGUGAAAUGCAGUGCUUCAGAGUCAUAGGAGUACAUUUUUCCCUCCUCGGUAGUUCAGGUGUGAAUUUUAAUUCACAUGUUUGCUUUAAAAAUGUAACCAAAGAGCCUCGCUUUGCAUGUUGAACAGGUCUGAAAAAGCUCCUCUGUGUUAUUAAUGAAUUCAGGCCCUUUUGUGCUUGACUAUCAGCCGAUCAGAAGAAACACAGCAGGAUAUGAGUGCAUUAUUAUCAUGUCACUGCAGGGUAGGGCUAAAUUAUCACCCAGUCUACUGAUGGCUGUCUAACUGCUGUUCAGUCAUACUCAGACAUCUGCUAGACCAGAACUCUGUAUGUUCAGCUGAGUCUAUAAAAAGAGAUCGGAUCCUCCCUGAAAACCCCUGUUCAGUAGAUGAUACAGCUGACAGAGGUCGAUAUUUGUAAAAUUAUUAAAAGCCCACAAUAAAUAUGUAUGCAUGCAAUAUAUUUUUCAGUUAAUUAUCAGUUAAAACACAUUAAAAUGGCUACGUUUCAAAAUCACAGGAAAAACAUUGCAUUUUUUUAUUGCAAUUGUGUAAAUAUAGUUGAUGUUUUGUAUGUGGUUAUUUUGAGGAAGAAAUCCGCCACCCACCCCAGCUCUGUUAUUUUCUUUCACCAGCGACUCUGAGUUUCUUGUUAUCUCUUCAGUGUGGUCCUCCAUUCACGUUGGUGACGAAGCCACGCGCACUGACAAUGGGCCUUAAUUUGAUUUCAGUUCUGAUUUGGUCUCAUCAGCUCAUUUAUGACAGAAGCUGAGACACAACGAGCUGUUGUGAAAGGAAGGAAGUGGUAUCAAAAGGCCGAAAUUAGCUGAUUAGAUGGGAGAGGGAAACAAUCUUCCUAUUAUUUAAGUCCAACAGGAAUGGAGAAUGAUAGUGAAGAACUGACACUCAUAUUUAUUUAUGAGUUUAAUUCUAGCAAUUGCUCAUCAAAUCCACCCUCAUGCAAUUCAGUUGAGAAACAUAUUAAAAGAUAGUUGUAGUAAUGAUUAAAAACAGGCAUAAUGGGAAUUGGUGCUGCUUCUUUGGGAGAUGGAGAAAGCUCUUUAAUCUGUUUUCUGGCAAAAUUAGUCUCACUAAACCGGUUUCCAAAGAAGCUGCCAGUGUGUGUAUAACAAAGAAAGAAAGAAAAAAUCCAGCUCACAUCUGAUGUAAUGUGCUGUCGUGAUGCAAACCAGAAUGCAGUAUUGGGCCUCUCUGCAACUCCUACUGACCUUGCAGUGGCUGUCCCUUACCCCUACACCAGCCUGGGGGUGUGAAAAAGCUUUUGUACACUAUGCUGAUCCACCUGUCUCCAUGCUGUCAGGCUGAGAAAAAGAAGAGCUGUCAGAUACAGGGCUAGCCACUGAAAGCACCUAGCGAGCAUAGUACUCCUCAGACAUCUCAACCAUGAGAUUAUUGAGUGGCUCCUCAGUGCCUUUGCUACGUAGCAGGACUUCAUAAAUUACUGUCAAAAACCAGAAUCAUAUUUAAAGCAUGGAUUUUCAGCCUAAACUAUAGAUGUGUUACAUAAUAAAUAUUGGGGCAGUGGGACUUCUGCUUCAUAUUUAAAGAGUUAAUUUAACCCUUUAAACCCAAGAAAACCCACAGGUUUUUGUGACCUUAUGAGACUUCUACAUUAUUAAUGUAUCAGAUUAAAAGUUCCAGAGAUGGUGGAUCAAUGCUUGUAAGCGCGGGAACAGGAAGAAAACCUCUAUUUACUGGCCAUGAUCUUCAGACAUGAAUAUGGACACAAUUCUGUAAUAGAAAAUUACUACAAGGACAAAGAGCAAUUCCAGAAACCAUCAUCAGUGAGCACAAUUGUGGCUUCAUCCAGAAAUGCGAGUUUAAACUCUUCCAUGGUGCCAGCCAGACAACAUCUGUGAGACAGCGCUAAACCUUUCUGCAUGUAUUACAACAGCAUGGCUCCAUAGUAAAAGAAUACAGGGGCUAAAUUAGCCUGUCUACAAACCAGACAGUCAGCCACUAAAAACAUUUGGUGCAUUAUGGAAUAAAAGCCAAUAAACCAGGCUCCCAAACUGUUGAGCAAGGAAAUUCAUUGAUCUAAAGCCUAAAUGGAAAAACCCUGUGCUUUCAACACUACAUCAGUUUGCCUCCUCAGUUUCCAAAUAGAAACAGCUUAGACAAAAGCACUGGAGUGCUGAACUUCUCUAGACAUUACACAGCAAAAAAGCACGAGAAAACGCAGUCAGACUGAAGAUUAAACAGUCUUUUACCUGCAAGAUCCUAAUGCUUCUACGUGAGAAUCAGGCAGGUAGUAUAUGUCUGUUAAAGUCAAAGGAAGUACGCUUUUUCUCCUGCAUGCUCUAUCCAGCUGUCACCCUUGCCUAAACCAAGGGCGUGUCUUCAUGUCUGCUACAUUUGAAAAAGGGCAACUCAGAACAAUGAUCAGACCUGAUUCUCCCAACGUUUUAGUUUAGUUCAGUUGAAAACAUUGCCGUUCUGUUUUUAUUUCAAUUUCACAGCAUUGGAAACACUGAAAUAUCUUUGUAGAAGCAAAAGUCAAUUUUGAAUAAUCUUGAUUUCAAAAUAGAGCACAAGAAUUUUGUCAAAAUUACAAGUUGUGAUGCACAAAAGGCAACCAUUUGCAACAUGUUUGAUUUUCUUUGCUAAUCAGCUAUGUUCAUACUAACCCAGGAUGAGUUAGUAAAGAUUUUUGUCCAUGAUAUGCAAGUUGCUCUUUGGCUGAUUGAUUUAUUUUUGAAAAUGGGGUUUCGAGCAUCUUCUUAAAACCAUUAUCAUAGCUGCAAUGUCCACCAUCCUUUUGUUACUUUCCUUGUUUCACCAGUUUCUGUGCCUAGGCUUAGAGUAAGUAAGUAAGUACUUUGUAUUGAGUGCCUACUGGUUACAGCCACCCAGCUUAGAUUCCACUUAGUCUGUCUGCCUCCAAAUCUUUCCUGACCUGCAGGUAGAAUCAUAUAUUCUGCCUCACUGUCUGUCUAUGUUAGUGUUGAGCUUGGUGGAAUAGUUAAACUUUUGCUUCACAAACUACUUUGCCCUUGUGGGAAGUGGAAUAGCUCCAGAAUAUUAGAGCCAAAUGGCUGGGACUGUAGCUAGGAAGGAUUGUUUGCCUCCAGUGGGAGCAUCGCCAGCGUACUUUUUCGCAAAGUUAGAUGAACGGUUUAGAUAGACAUUACUGGAAAAUCGCCCCUUUUUUAAACUUCUAAAAUAUUUGCUUUUAUUGUAGAUUAUCCAGCUCCCUUCAAUCUGUCUCCUUCUCACAGAGCACAAAAUAGAUGCCAACGUUUACACUUGGUGUCUGUUAGAGGUCUAUAUUGUACUUCAUUAAGUUCUGGAAAAAUAUGGGUGGGGUGCGGGCUGAGAUGCCACUGGAGAUCAUCCAUUGGAUCUUUAAGGUGUAGUAAUUUGCCGUGCAUGUGGCUGCCACAUAUGAGGUAAUGUUGUAGGUCUCUUACCUGUUUCCUAACAGGAAACUCCCAAGGCCUAACAAAAAGCAGCUUUUAACUAAAGGAGCAGGAGCCCUCAUCACUGCUUCCUUUGGCCCACAAAAAUACCCUCAGCAAAUGAGAAGACCGGAUAAGCAGCGGCUGAAAAUAAUGAAGAACAGACACACAUACACAGUCCUUCUUUUAUCAGAGAGAUGCACAGUGAACAUUUUUAAUCCCUGCUUGUGUUUGUAGAAUUGGUUGUAGUAAACAAAUUUGAACAAUUACAUUUAAAAAUACAUAUGUGUUCAGUGGACUGAUGUAUACAUGAUAACAGGACUCUAUGUGACUUCUUUUCAGCAAAGUUUAUCAGUGUAAAUUUGCUAAUCGCGCAAGUGAACUUUAAAGAGCUAGAUGUAUUAGUGCCACUGUUGUCUGUUUGUAUAUAGACCUCUCAUUAUACUGCAGAAGACUCACAAUGCAUGGCAGCUUAACAUGACUUCAUUAUGUAUUUUGCGGAUUUCUUUUGUUACACCGGUGUCUCUAGAAAAUAGCCACGAUUUAUAAUUGUGUAUAGUUUUUGAAAUGACUAAUAAAAAAUGCUUAAACUACAUUCCAUGCUCAAUCCCAUUACGAAUACAACAUGUGGGAGCGUAACAGUGAGAUGGAUUAAUUAAGCAAAUUAAAAGGAAGAAGCCCAGACUCACAGUAGAUGAUAUCUUUGUCAUUUGGUCAUGCUGGGAGAGACAGAUGUUAAGCAGCUACCAUGCUUAUUGUGCAUUGCCAUCAGACAUUAAUCAUGAAGGAAAUAAGUCAGCUGAACAUUAAGUGAUCCUGUUAGACAGAAAAACAAACAAUCCCCCCCCGAAUAUUAAAUAAUUUAGUAUUUACUUUUAAACAAGUGAUAACACUGUCAUCACCAAAAGCUAUUCCGUCAAAUAACUCUUUAAGCACACUAAUUAGCAGUGAAUGAACUCCAGUUGGGACGUUGCCUGAGACACAGAGACAGAUAAUUUUCUACGGCUGAAAAAAGCAGUCAGUUUUCAAAUCUCUGUGGCAAUAACAUCGUCAUAAGUUUGUAACCCUGAGCUGUAGGCGACAUCCAUGCUUAGCUCUGUCCGGCUCUCCAGUUCUGCUGUCAGCUCCUUCAGGAUCCUUUCCAGGUCGUGGUUCUUCCUGUGCAUCUGCAGGUAGUUGAUCUGGAGCUGUUUCUGAUACCUUAUAACUCUGUCUUUCUCCUUGUUCCACGUCUGCCUCUCCUGUUCAAAGCUGCUGGCUAGCCUCUUUUGAGCAUUCUUCUCCUCCCGUAGCUGCUGCUUAAGUCUGUCCACCUCUCUUUGGAGGGAUUCUGUGGAGGUGUGCUCAUUGUUCUCUCCCUCUCGCCCCUGGUCUGUGGAUUCUGAACCUUGGCUUUCUGUCUGAGACGGGGAAUGGGUUCUGACUUGCAAACUGUGCUGCAGCCUUUGCUCUUUGGCAGUGACUAGAUCCUGUUUCAUUCCUUGAAUGUCUUUCUCCAGUUUGCCCACUUUCUCCCUCAGAAGAUCUGCCUCAUUCUUUUUGCGCUGGAGUUCAUUUUGGCACACCUGAAUUAAAAACGGAAAAUGGUCAGAACCUAGGCAGCAAUUAUAAGACUGUUGUGAGGGAUGUAACAGGCUCUAAUUAUACAAAGUGCCAAAUAAGCUCACUUUUUAGGACUGUAAUUAAGUGUGCUAAAACAUGGAAAUUGAAAACACUUUACUCAACAUGCGGCAGUCAAAUAUAGCACAUGAUUGCAGGGAUCCUUCCAAGCUAUUGUCAUAUGAGCAUUGUGUGAGCAUUUUAUGCACAUGUCCGUGUCUCAUCUCUGCAGUGGUGUAAACUGCAAUCAGCAGACUAACCUCAAUGUCUAUGGUGCGGGAGUGAAGACUGUCCUCGUGGUUUUUGUUCUGUUUCUCCAGAAUCUCCAUUUUUGCUGUUUUUUCCUUCAGCAAUGCCCUGAGGCCGACUAUCUCAUUCAGCUUGUGGCUGACAUCCGCUUGACACUCUCUUAGCUGCUGCUUCAACAGUGAGAUCUCUCCUGUCUUUUGGCACACCUACAUUCAGACAAAAGACAAUUAUGAAGAUGAAACUGAAUUAUCCUCUGUAAAGUAGGCAGUUAGGGAAACGUAAACAACUGCUUAGCCUCAUGCUGUUUUAAUAUUGAAUUGCCCCUUAAUGUGUCUUUUUGCGGGUGUAUUCGCCUCAAGAUAGCAUAUACCCACAGCAUUAUGGAUUCAACUGUAAAUUUUGUUUUACAAUUAGUCUUAUAAAAAUCUAUAAAAUUAGCACAGAAACUGUGAAAAAAAACAUUAAUACAUUUCUCUGCCAGGAAUGAUUGUACGCAUGAAAAGCAACACUUUCACGUGCCAAAGAUUAACUGUAAAAUAGAUAGUUAAUAAAUAAGCUAAUAAAAUUCUGGACUCCUUGUAGCUAUUUUUUUUCUUCAUCUUAAAUUGUUAAAGGCUUGUGUUCAAGAGCUGUGUUCUCUAAGCUUAGUUUAUCAGAGCAGAUUCUUGCUGCUGAUAAAUGUUAGUGAGGGGUCUGGCGAGACUAAAUCAGAUUAGUGCAGCAACCAAACAAUGAGGUGAAAGGUGCUGAAAAGCUUCUUGGAGUUGGAGUUGAAGGGAGCUGCAGAGUUGGUGAUAAUUCCCUUGGCAGCCUCUUUGAUUGUAUAUAUAGAUCAUAUAUAUAGAAAAUCAAUCAGCAUUUCUCCCAAAUUCUUAGGAGUUAAGUUUGCAGCUACUCACAAUAUAAACGUAUCAAUAUGCACUACACUGAAUGCAGUGCAAGUGGCUUUCAGUUCAAUUCAAGUCAAUUCUUAUAAGUGAUAAUGAAAAAGCAUAAAACAUAGAAGAUAUUCAAAUGUUUUCUCUGGUGAUGGAAGGAUAGCUGGUAUCCCACUUCAGCUCUAUAUUGUAUUACACUGUUUUUCAUGCUACAAGCUUUCAUGUCUAACUUACAGUAUAUCACAUAUAUAACCCAUGACUUACCUCCCACUGAGUUUCCUCGAGGGUCGGUGCUAGCUGUGUGCUCUCUGCCUCAUAAGCCUUUAGUCUGAGCUCAAUAAGCUCCUUCUCCCGAGUUAGCUUAGAGAAGUCUUCCUGAAGCCUUUCCUUCUCUGCCUGCACGAGAAUUUAUUUUUCCUUUCAAUUAUUCAAGUGGUCAAGUGUUACAUGAAAUAUGGUUGGUAGGAUAAAGAUGACCCAGGAAUACGUGGUUUUAAAUAAAGGCAGACGAGGGCUGACCUGGAGCUGGCUGACUUGCAGCUGGAGUGCUUGCUGUGUUUUUGCAGCCAUUUGGGACGCUUGGCGUAGCUUUGUGGAGCAUCGCUGCUUCAGCCCUUCCAUCUCUUCAGCACAGUACCUUUGUCUUUCCUCAAACAGCUGGCAGGUGUCUGUUUCCUUCUCCUCAAAACUCACCUGUUGCAAAGUGAAAGGCCUAAUUACUAAGGAGUGUUCAUUUUCAUCGUGAUUAAGAGCACAUGCUGGUUUUUAUUUUUUAUUAACCUCUACUUUUUGUUCACGUGACAGUUCUGUACCUGCAGCUCCUGUAGUUCACUUUCUCUCUCCAGCAGCUUUUGUUCCAAGCGUUCAAUCAGUGACUCAUCUGUAGUUAUGGGAGACCGAAUCCCACCUGCAGUCUCAGAGAGAGCGCUUGGCUCAUCUGCAGAGAGUGGGGAGCCGGCGUCCUCAUUAGCCUUAGAUACCAACCCACUGCUGUUUAAAUCAGCACCGUAACUACAGUCAAGGUUAGCGCUAUUCCCGUUGACCCAUGGAGAGAAAUUGGGUUGUACUCCCUCGCUGAGGCUAUUUGCAGGAGCGGAGCUGCCAUCGCUGUGACUGACAGGGCCUGUGGAAGCACUUAGGCUGCCGCUGGUGCUGUGGGUGGGAAGGCUAGACAUGGAGUUGCGUCCAGAGUCGGACAGAGUGCCUGAGGGGAAAGAGAUAACAUCGGGUACGUUCGUUUAAUUUUUCAUUCAACCCAAGCAAAAUGUAUUUUAAAGCAUCAAUCCAUGCGUGAAAUAUAGACGAAAACCUGAAGUGUCCCGCUUGUCUCUAAUAUUUGGAUUGCUUGCUUUCUUCAGAGGACAAAGGAUGUGGUCCAGGCUGUUGUGGCCUGUCUCUGUGGAUGAAGUCCUUGUGGGAUUUACGCACUUGAAGGCAGUGGAACGGACCGAUGACUUCUCAGCAGAAGUCUAGAAGAGUGAAAUGGCACACAGUCAGGGCUCUUCUUCCCUACUUUUGUAUUUAUAUUCACUGGGUUCCUCUUAGUUAACAUCACAGCCAAAAGCAAGUCCUUUUUCACAGAAGUAUAAAGGGCUGAGGAUGAGUCACAUUCUUAAACUUAAAAAUCAUAAUGACUGGCUUUACAUAGAUAAAUAUUGUCACAUGCUGGAAGUCCGUACAAAUGAAAGGGAUAGAUUUUUUUGUGUCUGUCUUUUCAUAUUAGAAAUAGAACCACUGAAGCGUGCAGAAUUGCUUCUCUACAAACUGCCGGUAUUAAAAGACACACAGCAGUAGUUGCAAGUAAAAUUCACCAGACUGUCAAAAAAGGGAAAACUCAUUUCAAAGAUGAACUUAUACUCCACAUGCCCCAUCUGGGCUGUCCAAGAAUGUCACAAGCAGUGCCAUACCUUCGCUUCUUUCUGUCCUCUUUUCCUUCCUUCUGCAUCCCAUAUCUCUCCUCCAUGUGCUGUCUGAGGGAAGAUGAAUAGCCCUUUUCAGUGAUAUUAAUAAUAUGAGCUAUUGCUGAAGUGUAAGAGGUAAAGCUUGUGAACUCAGCAUUCUUUCACACUGACUUCAUGGCUGGGAUGCCUUUCCUUAUGUUUUUUUCUUUCUAUCUCUCAAAUUCUCUUUGGCCCUUGAUCCCUCGCUUUAUUUUUUAUUUUUCCUUAGUCUGUGCUGUCUACUUAAAUCCCACCCUUCCUCCUCCUCAAGGUAGCCAAGCCCCAUUCAUGAGGCCUAAAAACCUAUAGAAGACGAUGCUGUUUGCUUUGGUAUUCUUGGCACAGAGAAGACUUUUCUGAAAAGAUCAAGGCACCCUUAGGUCAUUAAUCUGGGAGGGAGUGAUUAAUAAGCUGGGAAGGUCCUACACAGGUUAUGAGGAAUAGCUGCUACUUAUUAAACUACCUGCUGUGCAUGUUUUAUCCUCCACUUCGCUGUGAGGUUGUUAAAGUCUAUUUCAGCUACUCAGCAUGACUUCUUAAUGGUUGUCAGGAUAACCAUAGCAACUGUUCCAGUUAAGGAAAGCACAGUGAAGCUACAUUUUUUAUAAGGGCAUGAAAAUACAGUACAUCAUGAUCUCAAUUAAUAUCUAAAUGUAUUACUUUAAACUUAUUUGCCUGAUGUUGUGGGUUGUCAAAGAUGAACGCAGCAGCAUCUAGGAUUGGAAACUAAAGACAUAUGAAACUGUGUUAGAGUUUAAUUCUUUUUUAUGAUGGCCAACAGCAAGGGGGUCUCUUUUUGAGAAACAAAAGCAGACUGGGCAAAAGUCAAAUCCAGUCUUUGCUUGUGACGUUGCCUGCUUGGACUUGAUAAACCAUAUACUGACAUCACAAUGGCUCCAUGCAUCUUCCACACAGGAGCCUAUGACAUAUACAGUCAUGUAUAAAAUUAAGUUUUUCACAGGACUCUAUGCAGUCUACGUAAACCCUUACUGCUUCUGUAGGAAUUAUGAGAGUAAUUAGCAGUCAGGUGAUGCUAAUGAAAUAUACUCUGUUAAUUUACCAUCAGCUCAAGUGUGGGUACCUCUAUAAAAGCAGAAUUUUUAGUGUAAAUGCUCCAGAACAGCAAGUAUCAGCAAUGAUCUCAGUAAAACUAUUUUUGUUGCCCAUCUUUAUGGUUAUAUGGUCUAUGGAUAUAAGGCCACAAUCUGAAGUCUGUCAUUAUACAGUGAGAAAGAUUAUUUACAAGUGCAAAACAUUCAGGACAACUGUUGGUCGUAACAGGAGCGGAGGAGGAGGAACAGGAGAGGAUCUUCCACCUCCAGGUCAAAAUGUUUGGCCAUAAUGCACAGCAUUAUGUUUGUUGAAAACAGAACACAACAUUUCAGCCCAAACACCUCAUAAGAUCUGUUAAACACAGUGGUGGAGGGCUCAUUAUUAGGGCUUCUUUCUUUUGUUCUUUUUCUUCAGUAAUUGAGGGCAUGCAACAGGAAAAUGACCCCAAGCACGGCAGCAACUUUUCAACAGAAUGGCUGAAAAAGAAAAGAAGUCCAGACCUCAACCUAAUUGAAAUGCUGUGACGGGACCUUAAGAGAACUGUGCAUAAACGAAUGAGCUGAAGCAAUGUUGAAAAGCAGAGUGGACCAGAAAUCCUCCACAACAAGUGGAAAAUGAUUACUUCAAGUUGUUGCUGUUAAAGGUCUUUCUACAAGCUACUGAGUCGCAGUUUACCCCGUUUUUCCAUGGACUGCAUAGAGUCCUGUGAAAACUUCCUUUUUCACCUGACUGUGAAAAAGAACUCAGCUAGCAACCAGUUAGCGUCAUGCUGGAGGGAGCUGCCAGCCUGACUGUGUCUGAUGUAUAAACUGUAUAAAAGAAUGAGAUAGCUGCUGUAAUUUCAAUUAAGUGGAUUGUGGGCAGUGGCUGUGAAGCCUGUGGGCACCAUCGUCUUGGAUAUAUUGAUCACCUUGGAUUAGAGGAUGGAGCCGAAGAGGAAAGAUGGUCGAAUCUGACUGAAAAUCAAUCAUUACAGUAGCCAAGCUCUGCUUUAUUCUUUAUAAUAAACAAUGCAAGACCUAUAACAUGAAGCUAGUCAAGGAAACCAUACAUCUAUUAGAAAAAGGUUAACAGAGGUAAUAAAUUACCGUAAGCUAAAUUCUACAUCAGGUUCUUUUUGCCACCUGCUGGCCAUAUGAAAAAUGCAAGCCCAAGGGACAUCUUUCCCUAAAUUAGCCCCACCUUUCAUAAACAUGGGCUAUACCUGCUACUUUAUUUACAGUUUUUUUGUUGUUUUUGUAGCCUUGAGCACUAACUUGUAGGCGUCUGAUUGCCUAGCAACAGCUGUAAUGAGAAACAGCUGGAAUAAAUCGGUUAAUUUUUUUGUGCUUAACCUUUUAAAUCUUGUCUUAUAUUCUAAGAAUAACACGAUUAAGCAUGGAGGAAGAAAACAACAACAACAACACCAGGCUCACCUUCUCAGUCACAUUUCCAGACAUGAGCAGCAGUUUUGGUUGCAUCUGCCCAUCAGAUUUCCCAUUUCUGUUUACCUGUCCCUCCGCUGAUCUCUCUCUGUGGUGCGUUGACCUUGGUUUAUUGCUUACCUU